Molecule: messenger RNA, 1164 nt
Organism: Leishmania mexicana MHOM/GT/2001/U1103
Lineage: Eukaryota; Euglenozoa; Kinetoplastea; Trypanosomatida; Trypanosomatidae
Product: diacylglycerol kinase-like protein
Exons: 1
Coding region: 1-1164 (387 amino acids)
Molecular function (GO): ATP-dependent diacylglycerol kinase activity
Source: RefSeq, a predicted model, not a curated record
AUGACCUCUUUGUCGCACAGCCCCCGCAUAAGAGACUGCGCGCGGACGUUUUUUGCGCUCGUGAAUCUGCGCAGCGGGGGACGCCGCUCCUCAGAGUACGUGCUCCACAAGCUCCGCGAUACACUUGGCGCUGAUCGGGUGUGGGUCCUCUUCGAAGGCGGAACUGCGGAGCGUCACCGCUCUGAGCUCGAGCUCUUCCUACGCAAGCAAGCGCCCGAGUACGUCAUCGUUGCCGGCGGUGAUGGUACCAUCUCCUUCGCGAUGGAUGUAAUCAAGCGACUGCACGAUCAAAACUUGCUCUCACCCAACCGUGGCGUGAUUGCGCCUUUCCCGCUCGGAACCGGCAACGAUUUCAGCUUUACGCUCGGCUUCGGCAGUGGUUUUGCACGCUGGAUCGUGCUGGGCGAGAAACGCUUCCAGCGCCUGAUGCGGGACUACGAGACGGCCACCGUCACAAAUGUUGAUAGAUGGUCUCUUCAUGUGACCACCACGACGCCACGGCACCCCAGUGGUUUGGUGCACACCCACGUAUUCAACAACUACUUCUCCAUCGGCUUUGAUGCAGCAGUGGCAAGCCGACUCAACCGCUUUCGCCGUCGCCACCCCUACCUCUUCACAACUAGGCCAGUGGUCAAACUGUGGUACGCUGCCUUUGCCGUUAUGGCUCUCUUUGCCGAAAAGAAGAUCGGCUCCUCCAUUCUGCUUGAGGUUGACGGGUGCUGCGUACCGGUGCCGGCGAGUGCCAAAUCUAUCGCGGUGUGCAACAUGCUGACGUACGCCGGCGGUUCUGUCGCCUGGAACGGUGAUGCUGUUGACCACUACGCCAAGCCGUCUGUGUGGGAUGGCCGCGUGGAGAUUGUCUGCUUCUAUGGCAUAUGGCAUCUGGCGCUUGUGCGCCUCGGCUGGUGCUAUGGGAAGAAGCUCGGACAGGGCACCACUGUCUGCAUUGAAACCGACUGCCACUCCUGCCAGUUUGAUGGCGAAGAGGUGCUAGACGUGGCGGACACUAAGGGCAAAUCCACGUUCCGCAUUGCCUACUUCUCCACCUCAGAGUGCCUAACCGUGCCGCCACGGCAGGAGACGAAUAUCUUUGUCCUCCUGCUCGCGCUUGCCGCGAUAGUAGUAGGCAUCAUGGGCAUUUUGUACCGCUCCCCCGUAUCGUAG